Molecule: messenger RNA, 3292 nt
Organism: Onychostruthus taczanowskii (white-rumped snowfinch)
Lineage: Eukaryota; Metazoa; Chordata; Aves; Passeriformes; Passeridae
Gene: TPCN1
Product: two pore segment channel 1
Exons: 28
Coding region: 680-3112 (810 amino acids)
Biological process (GO): monoatomic ion transport; transmembrane transport
Cellular component (GO): lysosomal membrane; endosome membrane
Molecular function (GO): voltage-gated channel activity; monoatomic ion channel activity
Source: RefSeq, a predicted model, not a curated record
CAAGGGACGGCAUGGCGGUGAGCAUGGACGAUGAUGUUCCGCUGAUCCUCACCCUGGACGACAGCGGCAGCAGCGCCUCAGCCCCUCUGGAUGAGCCGGAUCGGGAGGAGCUGCCUAACGAAAGAGCAUGCUCGGCUGCACUGAAUGGAAAUGCUGGAGUCCCGGCAGUCUCGUUCCGGAUGCCUUGUGGAACGACUGGGAUAAGUUACACAAGUGUAAGGAAGGAAGCUUUGCCAUCUGUGACCGGCUCAGUUCUCUUCCUUUGGCGUGCCCCUUGCGCUGCAAACUUCACCAAAUAUCUGUUUUCUUUUUCGUGCUGGAGAUUCCUUGCUGUGCCUGCUCAGCACUUUGACUCCUCUCCCGUUAGCUCAUCGUGAGCAAGUUGUGCUAAAUGCCAAAACACGAGAGCGCAGCACACGAAUCCCCGCUUCGCCAGCACGCUUGUGCCUGGCAGCUCCUCGUCCUGCAGCUAAACCUUCCAAAAUCUCACCCCGGGAAACACCCAGGGAAGGGAUCUCACUGAGGUCUGAGCCACCUUCCUCAGAGGGGAGGGGAGAAGCCGCUCACUUCUGCAGGCAGCAGAGCGGAGUCUUUUGUGCGGAGCUUUCCCCCAGGAAGCUGCGAGAGCGAGGAGCAGCUUUGGGAAGGGAGGCAGGAGCUGCGAGCGCCAGCGGCUGCCAUGCAGUGGAGAGAGCUGCCUGCCAUCUACCUCGAGGAUCCCGGGAGCCCUGUGGAGAGAUCCUCCUAUCUCAUUGAGCUCCAUACUGAUGAUGGAGGCAGCUAUGACGUGGUCAGUGAUGCCUCCAGCCCCGCGGCCAGGGAGUGCUGCGCCCAGCAGAGCUCUGCCCGCCACAACUGGGAGAUGAACUACCAAGAGGCAGCCAUCUACCUCCAGGAAGGAGAAAAUAAUGACAAGUUCUUCACUCACCCCAAAAAUGCCAAAGCACUCGCUGCCUACCUCUUUGCACACAACCACCUUUUCUACCUGAUGGAGCUGAGCACGGCCCUGCUGCUGCUGCUGCUGUCCCUGUGCGAGGCUCCCGCCGUCCCCAUGCUCCGCCUGGGCAUCUUUGUCCACGCUACCCUGGAGCUGUUUGCGUUAAUCGUGGUCGUCUUCGAGCUCUCCAUGAAGAUGAGGUGGCUGGGCUUCCAAACCUUUAUCAGGCACAAAAGGACUAUGGUCAAGACGUGUGUGCUGUUGGUGCAGUUCAUCGAGGCCAUCGUAGUGCUGGUGCGCCAGACCUCGCACGUGCGCAUCACCCGCGCCCUGCGCUGCAUCUUCCUCGUGGACUGCCGCUACUGUGGGGCUGUCAGAAGAAAUCUGCGACAGAUCUUCCAGUCCCUCCCACCAUUUAUUGACAUCCUUCUCCUCCUGCUUUUCUUCAUGGUGAUUUUUGCUAUUCUGGGUUUUUACUUGUUUUCUCCUAACCACUCCGAUCCAUACUUCAGUACCUUAGAGAACAGCCUGGUGAAUCUCUUUGUGCUUUUGACCACUUCAAAUUUCCCUGAUGUGAUGAUGCCAUCCUACGCCCGCAACCCCUGGUCCUGUGUCUUCUUCAUCGUGUACCUCUCCAUCGAGCUCUACUUCAUCAUGAACUUGCUUCUGGCUGUCGUGUUUGACACUUUCAAUGACAUUGAGAAGAGGAAGUUCAAGUCCCUGCUGCUGCACAAGCGCACGGCCAUCCAGCACGCGUACCGGCUGCUGGUCACCAAACAGAGGCCGUCUGGAAUUUCCUUCAAGCACUUUGAAGGGCUGCUGCGGUUCUACAAGCCCCGGAUGUGUGCCAGGGAGAGAUAUCUCACCUUCAAAGCACUGAAUCAGAGCAAUACCCCUUUAGUCAGUCUAAAGGAUUUUUACAAUUUCUAUGAAGUUGUUGGCUUAAAAUGGAAGGCCAAACGGAACCGCGAGCACUGGUUUGAUGACCUGCCUCGGACUGCGUUCCUUAUUUUCAAAGGCAUCAACAUCCUGGUGAAGUCCCGUGUGUUCCAGUACGCCAUGUACACUGUGGUGGCUGUGAAUGGAAUUUGGAUUCUUGUUGAAACCUUCAUGCUGCAAGGAGGGAAUUUCUUCUCCAGGAAUGUCCCGUGGAGCUACAUAGUCUUCCUCACAAUCUAUGGCGUGGAGCUGCUCCUGAAGACCACUGGGCUGGGGCCUGUGGAGUACCUGUCCUCAGGCUGGAACCUCUUUGACUUCUCAGUCACCCUGUUUGCAUUUUUGGGGCUCAUGGCACUGGCAUUCAACAUGGAGCCCUUUUACUUCAUCGUGGUCCUGCGACCCCUGCAGCUGCUGAGGCUGUUCAAACUGAAGAAGCGCUACAGGAACGUGCUGGACACCAUGUUUGAGCUGUUCCCUCGCAUGGCCAGCCUGGGUUUAACCCUGCUGAUCUUCUACUAUUGCUUUGCCAUUGUUGGCAUGGAGUUCUUUGCUGGCGUGGUCUACCCGAACUGCUGCAACACAAGCACGGUCGCAGAUUCCUACCGCUGGGUGAACCACACAGUUGGCAACAAAACAGUUGUGGAAGAAGGUUAUUACUAUCUCAACAACUUUGACAACAUUCUGAACAGCUUUGUGACUCUGUUUGAGCUGACGGUGGUCAACGACUGGUACAUCAUCAUGGAAGGGGUGACGUCCCAAACCACUCACUGGAGCCGUCUGUACUUCAUGAUCUUCUACAUUGUGACCAUGGUGGUGAUGACAAUCAUCGUGGCCUUCAUCCUGGACGCUUUUGUGUUCCGCAUGAACUACACUCGGAAGAACCAGGACUCAGAAGAAGAUAAUGGCAUUGUUCUGGAGAAGGAGAUCUCCAAGGAGGAGGUGAUUGGCAUAAUUGAGCUGUACAAGAGGACUUCAGCUGCCACUGAAACAGCUCAGCUGCAGAAGAUUGUGUUCCAGAUGGACAAAUAUGGGCAAAUGUCAACAGUGUUCCUGGGACGCAGGUCGAGGACCAAGAGUGACCUGAGUAUGAAGAUGUAUGAAGAGGAGAUACAGGAAUGGUAUGAGGAGCACUCCAGGAAAGAAGAAUCCCAGACACCACUGGCAGAGCCUGCAUCUGCUUCCAGCAGCUCCCUGAAGCCCCUGAGCCUCCGGCAGCGCUCCCAGACUGUCAUUUAGGCCUAGCUAACGCAGCCACCUUCUAUGCAAUAACCUAGAGUAUUCCUCCCCAGCCUGGGUUUGGGGGGUGUAUAUAGAUCUGUCAGUGUACAGUGUAGGGAUCAAAUCUUGCCCCCAGCAGUGGUUGCUGAGAAGCCAGAGGCCCGGGGGGCUCGGGGAAGGCUGCUGCACUCAGAUUGA